This is a messenger RNA of Meloidogyne enterolobii, 364 nucleotides long. The record is from the annotation of a GenBank genome assembly. Lineage: Eukaryota; Metazoa; Nematoda; Chromadorea; Rhabditida; Meloidogynidae.
UGCCCCUAUAGAUGGAUGAGGUUGAAUUUGUCUAUGACGACGACCUUGUUGACGUCGAGCUUGAGGAUUCCCCGAAAUACGAAUUCCAGUGUGUGGACCAGGACCUUGAUGGAUAGAGGUUGUUGGUUGUUGUUGAUAAGGCUGUUGUCCUUGAGGUUGGUGAUAGGGAUGUUGCUGUUGAUAAGGUUGGUGAUAGGGAUGUUGUUCUUGAGGCUGUUGAUAAAAUUGUUGUUGAUAAGGAUGUUGUUGUUGAUAAGGUUGUUGUUGUUGGUAAGGUUGUUGAAAAGGCUGCUGAUAGAACUGUUGUUGUUGAUAAGGAAUUCGAUGUACAUUUCCACUUAAUUUUAAAAGUUUUUCAAAAAAG